This is a messenger RNA of Rotaria sordida, 1938 nucleotides long. NCBI's taxonomy places the organism in Eukaryota, Metazoa, Rotifera, Eurotatoria, Philodinida, Philodinidae. The record is from the annotation of a GenBank genome assembly.
AUGAAAAAAAUGACUCGAUUAGAAGACUUAUCUAACGAAAUAUUCUUCGAAAUAUUUGAUUAUUUACAUGCACUUGAUAUUUUUACGGCGUUUUCAACACUCAAUCAACGUAUUACAUUGAUACUUUCUUCAAUUCCACUUCAUAUUGUCGUUUCCUCAUCUCAUUGUCAUCGUCAAAUAAAAUUUCUUUCUUUCUAUCUUAUCAAUCAUGCACAUCAAGUAGUUUCAAUUUCUCUUGAAGAUUCAAUUCGUGAUUUUACAUCUGUUAUUUCUUUCUUUUUCAUUCAACAUACAUUUGAAAAUCUUGAACACUGUUCACUUUACUCAUCAUAUUGGUCAAUACAAUCGCGAACUGCAUUGGAACAAUUAAAAAAUCUUAUUAAACUUAGAUCGCUUCGAUUUAUCGUAACAAAUCAUAUGCAACUUUAUGAAAAAGAGAAACAAUAUAUAAGUCAAACUAUUUUAACACAUCAAUCAUUUUCACUUCGCUCGCUCGAUUUUGUAUUUUACUUCAAUCAUUCUCAUUUAACAACUGCCGUUACUCUUAACUGGACAUUAACAUCAAUGUCUUUAACAUUUUAUGAUUUACCUCGUCGAUUAUCAAUUUAUUGUGUUCUACAUGUAUUUCAUAUUUAUCGUGCAUUAAGACGUUUACGUGUACUUAUAUCAAUUCCUACAAAUCCAAAUAUUUAUCAUGCAUAUGCGCCAAUGUUACCAGCAGCUUUCCAAGAUAAUUUACCAGUACUUCCAUACUUGAAAUUUUUUGAUUUACAAACAAUAACAAUGUGCAAUAUUGACUCACUUAGUGUUAUUCUUCGUUGUAUGCCUAAUCUUCGUCAAUUUAUUUUCACUAUUACGUCAUCUAAACGAAUCUCUCGUUAUAUUCGUGAUUUGCUCGAUGGUUAUAAAUGGCAACACUUAUUCAGUAUGCGAGCUGUAAUAAACAUGGAUGAUAUUGUUCAUUCAUUUCAAUAUUUUGUUGAACAUUAUGAUGGUUGGCAUAUGUCUGUUGAAUGUUCAAGACUUUGGACUGAAAAAUUAAAAGAAUGUAUCAGUUUGCGAACUCUAACAUAUUCAACUAAUAGACAAGAAUACAAUUCUCUAGAACCAAGCAUGAUACUUGGAACAUUGCAUGUACAAUCGACAUUAAUAACAGAUGAUCAAUAUCACAAUUUUCAUCAGCAUAACACAAAAUUAAAAGUUAUUGUACCUAUACAUAUAGCAAUAACUGGUAAUCUACCAUCUUCUGCACCAUUUCAAAAUGUUCAACAUCUUGUGAUCGUAUUUCAACAGUCAACAUUAACAUUAUGGGAAAAUUUAUUGAAACUCAUUUCUAUGUAUCAUCAGGAAAAUGAUGAAAUUGGCUCUAAACAAUAUGUGAAUGUACUUAAGAGUUAUGUAGAUUUAUCUACAAUAAAGAGAAUAGAUUUUGAACCAAAGAAUGAUAUAUCUCAACUUUAUUAUAUUGAACAGAUCUUAUUGCUAUCUUCAAAUAUCAUUGAACUUAAGAUUGGUACUCAAUUGUUUCUGUCUUUGACUUUAUUCGAUAAUCCAUCGCUUAUGUCCAUUUUCAAUCAAUUACAAACACUAGAAUUAUUAACAGAAAAUGUUGACGGAUUAGAAUUAUUAACAGCUAAUGUGUAUUUUUCUUUAAAAUAUGCAUCAAAAUUAAUUCAACAUUUUUCUUCACUUACCGAUAUUCGACUUCAGGUAUAUUCAUUUGAUAUAUGUGCACGUCUUGUUGAUAUUCUUCUUGACGGAUUGGUCACUUUGCUUUAUCUUAAAAUAUAUUUUGUCAAUGGUGUAGUAUUUGACAAUCCAAAUCUACGUGAUUAUAUUAUUGAAAAGCGUCAUCAAGCAUUUCCAUGCAGAAACUUCAACAAUGAUCAUGUCAUUGUCAUACUCCAGAAACAAUCAUUGGAAAUUUAUCUCGCAUGA